This is a messenger RNA of Ochotona curzoniae (black-lipped pika), 2645 nucleotides long. Its product is annotated as synaptic vesicle membrane protein VAT-1 homolog. Gene Ontology annotation, molecular function: oxidoreductase activity; zinc ion binding. The record is from RefSeq and is a predicted model, not a curated record. The transcript is spliced from 6 exons. NCBI's taxonomy places the organism in Eukaryota, Metazoa, Chordata, Mammalia, Lagomorpha, Ochotonidae. The coding region runs from base 66 to 1262 and encodes 398 amino acids.
CGGCGCCGCCCUCCGCAGCUGGCCACCGUCGGUCCAGCUGUGCGCGCACGUCGGGACUCCCAGCCAUGUCCGCCGAGAGAGAGGUGGCCGAGGCGGCUGCCGAGGUGGCCGAAGCCGGCGCCGGGGACGCCGCGUCCUCGCAGCCCCCGAAGGCCGAGGCGGCGAGCGAGCCCGCGCCGUCCGGAGCCCCCGAAGCGGCCGCCGCACCGGCUCCGCCGCCCCUGCGCUGCCUGGUGCUCACGGGCUUCGGCGGCUACGACAAGGUGAAGCUGCAGAGCCGGCCGGCCGCGCCCCCGGCUCCCGGGCCCGGCCAGCUGACUCUGCGCGUCCGGGCCUGCGGGCUCAACUUCGCCGACCUCAUGGCUCGGCAGGGGCUGUACGACCGGCUGCCGCCGCCGCCCCUCACGCCUGGCAUGGAGGGCGCGGGCGUCGUGGUGGCGGUGGGCGAGGGAGUCACCGACCGCAAGACAGGGGACCGGGUGAUGGUGCUAAACCGGUCAGGCAUGUGGCAAGAGGAGGUAACUGUGCCCGCGGCCCAGACCUUCCUGAUGCCUGAGGCCAUGACCUUUGAGGAAGCUGCUGCCUUGCUGGUCAAUUACAUCACAGCCUACAUGAUCCUGUUUGACUUCGGCAACCUGCGGCCUGGCCACAGCGUCUUGAUACACAUGGCAGCAGGGGGCGUGGGCAUGGCAGCCCUGCAGCUGUGUCGCACGGUGGAGAACGUGACAGUGUUUGGGACAGCCUCGGCCAGCAAGCACGAGGUGCUGAAAGAGAAUGGGGUCACGCAUGCCAUUGACUACCACACAACCGACUACGUGGAAGAGAUCAAGAAGAUCUCCCCCAAAGGAGUGGACAUCGUCAUGGACCCUCUGGGCGGGUCAGAUACCGCCAAGGGCUACAACCUCCUGAAGCCCAUGGGGAAGGUGGUCACCUAUGGAAUGGCCAACCUGCUGACGGGCCCCAAGCGGAACCUGAUGGCGCUGGCCCGCACAUGGUGGAACCAGUUCAGUGUGACGGCCCUGCAGCUGCUACAGGCCAACCGCGCUGUGUGCGGCUUCCACCUGGGCUACCUGGAUGGCGAGGUGGAGCUGGUCAGCAGCGUGGUGGCCCGCCUCCUGGCUCUUUACAACCAGGGCCACAUCAAGCCCCGCAUCGAUUCAGUAUGGCCCUUCGAGAAGGUGGUAGAUGCCAUGAAGCAGAUGCAGGAGAAGAAGAACGUGGGCAAGGUGCUCCUGGUGCCAGGGCCGGAGAAGGAGAACUAGGGCAAGGGCCCGUGGGACCCGAGAGCGAGAGAGGAGAGGCUGUGCAGCCCCCUUCCGCUGACCACCACACUGUCACAAGUCCUCGUCCAUCAUCACGCUCCCCCCCCACCCGCUCCCCCAGGGUCUCUGGCCACUGCCCCUCCGCUCUGUUCGUUCUCAUUGGUCAAGGCUGCCCCCUUUCCCUUCCUGCUCUCGGCAGAGAUUGGGAAGUGACCAUUUGGAUGUCUGGGCCCCUUCAGAGGGACAGGGAGGGCCAGAGGGGGAGCUGGUGGCUUCCUGCUCCCUGCCUUUCCCUGCUCCCUCGGGGUCUGUUGUGCUGCUUUGGUGCCAAGGUUAGCCAAUCCCGCCCCAUCCUGUUCUGUGUGUUUCCACCCCUGCCUCAUCUUCCUGCCCGCCCCCGCCCCACUGCCUCCCCCCAAAGAAUUGAAAUGCCAGCUCAGGUUAUGGGGCCGAUCUCUGUCAAGUCCAGCGUGUCCCUGUCUCUCCCGGCAGCUGGGGCUAGCCAGCGCCCACCAGUCCCAGCCCUGUCUUCUGUCCGCAACUUCUUAAGCACAAUUGGGCUCCUUCCACCUGCCGGUUUUCUGUCACUCCUCACCAAGGCAGCCUCUUCCAACACCACAGGCAGGCAUCGGACGCCCUCUCGGGUCCCAGCCCUGGGGGGGACUCCCAGCGCUCCCACCUUUCACUGAGGCCUCUGUGUUUGUUCUCAGUGCCUUAGCCGCAGGAAACCUGUGCGUUGGUGUGUGUGUGUGUAUGUGUGUGUGGUGGGGAGGGACCCUGACUCUGACCUCCUCCUCCUCCACACAGUCUCCCUCCAACCCCCCCAGUGCCUUCCUUGUUCUGGUGGAACUGGGGUUUUCUGCCACUCCAGUCCGACAGCACUGCCAAAAAUCUGUGUAUGUGCCAGUGGGUGGGAGGGCCGGGGUGGAAGCAGUGGCCCUCACUGUGGCUGCUGGCUGUUCCAAUCACGAGUGGGCAGAGAUUCCCCGGUCUUGCACAUGAGUGCAGCAUUUCCCAGCCAAAGCCCCGAAAGCCAGUGUCCAGUGUGCCCCUGCCAGUCCUGGGACCACAGUGGAGUUACAAGCACAUUCCCCGGGGAAGCUCGAGCCUGGCUCCAGUGGGUGCUGAGAUGCAGCAAGGGAGGGUGGGUGCACUGGGAGAGGACCUGGGCUGCAGGAAUCCAAGUGGGGACCUGCCAAGAUUGAGGGAGCUGGGAUGUGGGAGGGUCAUGGUUCCAGCCAUUGCUGGGGAGCAGGAAGGGAGGGCUCAGGCUCCGCAUAGUCUCCAUGAGGCCCAAACGCAGAAAGCGCCAUUUCUGCUUUUGUGUACCCCACCCCAUUACCACAGCUGCCUUUGUGUUUGUGUCAAUAAAAAGCUAAACCC